This is a messenger RNA of Malania oleifera, 495 nucleotides long. RefSeq names its product zinc finger protein 3-like. Gene Ontology annotation, cellular component: nucleus. Gene Ontology annotation, biological process: trichome morphogenesis; gibberellic acid mediated signaling pathway; cytokinin-activated signaling pathway. The coding region runs from base 1 to 495 and encodes 164 amino acids. Gene Ontology annotation, molecular function: transcription cis-regulatory region binding; DNA-binding transcription factor activity. Lineage: Eukaryota; Viridiplantae; Streptophyta; Magnoliopsida; Santalales; Ximeniaceae. The transcript has a single exon. The record is from RefSeq and is a predicted model, not a curated record.
AUGAAUGGUGGUAAGUCUAACCCUAAUGAGAGCUUGGGCAAUGGGUUGGGCCUGAAAGUAGAGCCCAGUGACCAAAAUUGGGCUCGCGCGUGCCCUCAUUGUCCAAAAACCUUCCUAUCCUCACAGGCCCUUGGAGGCCACCAGAACGCCCAUCGCAGGGAGAGACACCAGGCUCGGAGGCAAUACCUCGCUUCUAGGCGCCGGCCCAUUGCCAUCCACCCUUCGCCUAGUGAUGCGUCCCACAAGUUUGGGGGCCCAAAUGCCACGGCGGUGGUGGCUCCUAGAAAUUCUUAUGGGUAUGCGCCACCUGGGCUUCAGUUUGGGCCUAGCAAUGGAUCUCAACAUGUUUAUGAGCUUCCUAACGGGCCUACAAUGCCAGUCCGUGAGCUAAAUUUGCUUGGAAAAUGGGCCUCCUUUGAAGCAAGUGAAUCUGUGGCCUCAAAUGAGAAUGCAAUCAAUAUAAAGAGCGGGCCAGACUUGACUUUGAAGCUCUAA